CUCUGACUCUCCUGCCUAUUUAUAAAGCCGCCACUGGUCUUUCUCUACUCAUAAUCCAAUUCCUUCUCGUCCUCCCCCGCCCUACGCUGAUCCUCUCUACUGCAUAUUGAGUUGUCCAUUCUUCCCUAUUUUCUCUAAAUUAUCCCUGUCCUACGUUUUGGGAAUCUAUCGGAUUUUCACGAUAACACUUUCUGAUAGAUUGAUUCUCUCUGUGCAUGAUUCACUCGCAAAAAAUGAAGUAUGUAUUGGUGACUGGAGGAGUAGUGAGCGGUCUGGGUAAAGGGGUCACCGCCAGCAGUAUUGGUCUUAUCCUCAAGGCCUCCGGACUUCGGGUUACUUCCAUCAAGAUCGAUCCUUACUUGAACACUGAUGCUGGAACGAUGUCUCCCUUCGAACACGGAGAAGUGUUCGUUCUAGACGAUGGUGGAGAGGCGGAUCUGGAUCUCGGAAACUAUGAGCGAUUUCUGGAUAUAAAAUUGACACGGGAUAAUAACAUAACUACUGGAAAAAUUUAUCAGUCUGUUAUUGACAAGGAGAGGAAGGGAGAUUAUUUGGGACAAACAGUGCAGGUUGUACCUCAUAUAACUGAUGCCAUUCAAGAAUGGAUUGAGCAUGCUGCUGCGAUACCAGUGGAUGGGAAAGAGGGUCCUGCUGAUAUUUGUGUCAUAGAAUUGGGAGGAACUAUUGGAGAUAUUGAAUCAAUGCCCUUUAUUGAGGCUCUCGGGCAAUUUUCGUAUCGUGUAGGCCCAGGAAAUUUUUGCCUGAUCCAUGUCAGUUUGGUGCCUGUUCUAGCUGCUGUUGGAGAGCAGAAAACAAAGCCAACUCAACAUAGCGUUAGGGGAUUGAGAAGCUUGGGACUAUCUCCGAAUAUUUUAGCAUGCCGGAGCACAAUGUUCAUUCUGCAGGAACUUGAUGGAAAUGUUAAAGAAAAGCUUUCCCGUUUUUGCCAUGUUCCGAUAGAGAAUAUUAUAACGCUUUGUGAUGUUUCCAACAUAUGGCGUGUACCUUUACUUUUGCGAGACCAGAAUGCUCAUGAGGCAAUUUUGAAGGUCCUGAACCUCACUGGUUAUAUAAGGGAACCUGUACUUGGUGAAUGGACUUCUAGAGCAGAUCUCUGCGAUCUUCUCAGUGAACCCGUUAGAAUUGCCAUGGUUGGAAAGUACACUGGCCUUGCAGAUUCUUAUUUGUCUGUGUUAAAAGCUCUUUUGCACGCUUCUGUUGAGUGUCAUCGAAAAUUAUGUGUAGACUGGGUUCCUGCUACUGAUCUUGAAGAUGCAACUGCGGAAGAGAAUCCCAACUCUCAUAGAAGUGCUUGGAAGUUGCUGGAGGGAGCAGAUGCCAUACUAGUUCCUGGAGGUUUUGGUGACAGAGGAAUAGAGGGUAAGAUUCUGGCUGCAAAGUAUGCCCGUGAGAAGAGAAUUCCAUAUCUUGGGAUAUGCCUAGGGAUGCAAAUUGCUGUCAUUGAGUUUGCACGUUCCAUCCUUGGACUACAGAAUGCAAAUAGCACCGAAUUUGAUUCAAACACUAAGAGCCCUUGUGUUAUUUUGAUGCCAGAGGGUUCAAAAACCCAAAUGGGAGGUACUAUGCGUCUUGGAUCAAGGAGGACCUACUUGCAUGGAACCUCAAGUAAAUCGGCUAAACUAUAUGAUCAUCGGAGUUUUAUUGAUGAGAGACAUCGACAUAGAUACGAGGUAAAUCCUGAUAUGGUUCCACAACUUGAAGAUGCAGGACUCUCUUUUCCUGGAAAAGAUGAAAGUGGUCACCGAAUGGAGAUCGUGGAACUGCCUAAUCACCCAUAUUUUGUUGGCGUUCAAUUUCACCCAGAGUUCAAAUCAAGACCAGGGAAACCUUCUGCUCUUUUUUUGGGGCUUGUGGCAGCAGCCUGUGGCCAGUUGGAUGCGCUGUUGAAGAAAGGUUCAACAAAGGCACGCAAAACGAGCAGUGCUUCCUCAACAACAAAGUCGCAAUUGUAUGAAAAGGCGACGAAGUUAGUCAGUAGCGUUUACUGUAAUGGGAAUGGCUUGCAUGUUUGAGUGAUUAAAAGAAUUGACCUGUGACAUCAUAUCAUCAUUCUGUUUUGGGUGAAUCCCCAUUUAGUUUCAGGCGUUUCUGUUUGAAGAACAUGCUAAUUUUGUAGGUUUUACAGUUAGCCUUGAAGAUUUGUCCGUGGAGUGCAGCUGGAUUCCGGCCUUUUAAUAGGACAUAUUGAUUGUAGUUGCUGCAGCACAGCGCUGCCUAAUAGAUCGUCGUGGUUAUUAAGAUUUUGUUAAGAGGAUAUUUUCAUCUAAAGGCGUACUUUAGCAUCUUCAAUUCA
Messenger RNA from Andrographis paniculata, 2314 nucleotides. RefSeq lists its product as uncharacterized. The record is from RefSeq and is a predicted model, not a curated record. The transcript is spliced from 21 exons. Gene Ontology annotation, molecular function: CTP synthase activity; identical protein binding. The coding region runs from base 216 to 2033 and encodes 605 amino acids. Gene Ontology annotation, biological process: pyrimidine nucleobase biosynthetic process; CTP biosynthetic process. Lineage: Eukaryota; Viridiplantae; Streptophyta; Magnoliopsida; Lamiales; Acanthaceae.